AUGGCACCAGAACUCAGGCAAACGAAAACCAUGGAUGAACGAGUGAUAAACCAAAUUAUAUCAAAAGUAUCGGAAGCAGUUACAUUCAAUAUCUCUAAUCGUAUAGAUGAGAAAUUCAAGAAUCUCGAAGAAAAGUUCAACCUCUUAGAUAAUGGUAUCAAACAGAACAAGAAUACAAAAACACACAUUGAUCAUCGUCUAGAUGCCCUGGAACAACUGUCUAAGAGGAAAUCACUUCGUGUCUUCGGAAUGAAUGUGAAAAGCACUGAAAAUCCAUCUAGAAUGAUUGCUGAUGUGAUCACUAAUAAAAUGGAAUUGGAUCAUAUUGAUGUUAAUGAUUUUGAAACUUGUUACAAUAUAACUCCUGAUAUCAUUCUUUUGAAAUUUAAAUCAUUCGAAGUGAAACAGAGAGUUUUUGAUGCAAAGACCAAAUUGAAGGGAUCUGGCAUCUCCUUCAAAGAAGAUCUUACAAGUUUUCGACGGAAAGCGGUGGUUGCAGCAGGAAAAAAAUUCGGACGAAACUCUGUUUGGACAGCAGAUGGCAAAAUUCGCUGGAAGGACACCAAUGGUGUCACGAUCAAACCUACACACUCAGUGCUCGAAGAUUUGAUUAAAGAAAUGGCGAAUGAGUGAAGGGUGUUGAAUGAUAACCGACCCAAUGCACAAUGCAAUACCAUGUAAUACUGAUAUGCUAUAUAUAGGUUCCCAUAUUGUUCUCCUAUGACUUUUUGUUUUUUUUUUUUUUCAUCUAAUGAAUUCUAUUUUUGGGUAUUGGAUAUAAAAUGCAUUAUUUCGUCACUUUCUGCUCCGAUGAUAAUAUUGGUGAUCAUGACUUUUGUGUUUUUUUGAUUUUUU
Phaedon cochleariae (mustard beetle) is the source of this 855-nucleotide messenger RNA. The record is from the annotation of a GenBank genome assembly. Lineage: Eukaryota; Metazoa; Arthropoda; Insecta; Coleoptera; Chrysomelidae.